AUGCAGCGGACUCGAGCAGCGGCGUUCGAAUGCCCGUGCCAUGAAUGCCGACGGAUGGCGGGGGUCAGGACCGCAGCGACGGCCCAAGCCCGAGCGCGGGCGGGCGUCUGGUGCGCUGCGAAGAAACUGCCCCAGGUUGGAUACUUCUCUGAGGCGGACCCCACAGCGGAAGUGCCUCCCGCCCGUAGGAAGCCCCUUGACCCAUCUGACCGCGGUGGGCGAUUUGACCCAGAAUUCAUCUGGAACACAGGCUGGGAGCAGGAGCCAGAGGAGGCAGACCGUUCAACUGAGGAAGGUGAUCAAGAUCAGAAGCAAGCUGACUCCGGAUUUCUGAGCUUCAGCAGACUGGCAGAUUUAAACAGCUUGUCCAACGACUGGAGCUCGAAAAUCAAGGAAAGCGGUAAGAGAGACAAACAGCGAAAGAAGGCCAUGGCAGAAGCCAAGGCGGCUGCAGAAGCUGCGGCGGCUUCAGAAGCGGCGGCACCCGGGCCAGUCAUCUUUCCUACAAAGCGGGAGUCUGAAGCAUGGGGCCGCAGCACAAAGAUAGCAUACCAGACUGCGGAGCGACCACCCACCAACCCAGCCUCCUACGAGGAGUACGAAAGUGAAAAGACAGCAGUGGUGCUAUGGACGCUGGCCCUUACAGCAUUCGGCUUUGGUUCCACAUACUACUUUUACACGACGGACAUCGCCGCCAGCUACUUGACUGGAGCGAUUGGCGGCCUGCUAUACUUGCGGCUCCUGGGACGGGGCGUUGACGCGAUUGGGAAAGAGGGAGACGGACCAGGCGGCAUUCUGGCUCAACCCAGGCUGCUCGUUCCUGUUGUUUUGGUGAUGGUGUACAACAGAUGGAACACAUUGGCGGCGACCAAUGUGGGCGUCAGCCUGGAGCUCUUGCCAAUGUUAGUUGGCUUUUUCACGUACAAGGGCGCCAUGGUAGGCAAACAAUCCCUGCAGCUGUUCUCCAAUUUGGUAGCGGAAGUGAAGGGCGAGGGAAAAAGGGAGGGCACACAGCAAGACUGA
Ostreobium quekettii is the source of this 1023-nucleotide messenger RNA. Lineage: Eukaryota; Viridiplantae; Chlorophyta; Ulvophyceae; Bryopsidales; Ostreobiaceae. The record is from the annotation of a GenBank genome assembly.